AUUCCUGGGAUUUUAAGCAGUCCACGCGCAACAUCUCCCCGACCAUCAACCAGGCGAACAUCGUCGUCUACAGCAUCCGCAUGUACUCCUUCAACAAGAUCGGGCGCAGCGAGCCCAGCAAGGAGCUCACCAUCAGCACGGAGGAAGCAGCUCCCGAUGGGCCCCCCAUGGAUGUCACCUUGCAGCCGAUGACGUCUCAGAGCAUCCAGGUCACCUGGAAGGCCCCCAAGAAGGAGCUGCAGAACGGGGUGAUCCGCGGCUACCAGAUUGGGUACCGGGAGAACAGCCCGGGCAGCAACGGGCAGUACAGCAUCGUGGAGAUGAAGGCCACGGGAGACAGCGAGGUCUACACGCUGGACAACCUGAAGAAGUUCGCCCAGUACGGGGUGGUGGUGCAGGCGUUCAACCGCGCGGGGACGGGGCCGUCGUCCAGUGAGAUCAACGCCACCACGCUGGAGGACGUUCCCAGCCAGCCCCCCGAGAACGUGCGGGCCAUCUCCAUCACGUCAGACGUGGCUGUGAUCUCCUGGUCGGAGCCUCCGCGCAGCACCCUCAACGGGGUGCUCAAGGGAUACCGGGUCAUCUUCUGGUCCCUCUACAUGGAUGGAGAGUGGGGCGAGAUGCAGAACAUCACGACCACACGGGAGCGAGUGGAGCUGCGGGGCAUGGAGAAGUUCACCAACUAC
Tauraco erythrolophus (red-crested turaco) is the source of this 686-nucleotide messenger RNA. The record is from RefSeq and is a predicted model, not a curated record. Lineage: Eukaryota; Metazoa; Chordata; Aves; Musophagiformes; Musophagidae.